AUGGCCGACACGCCGAAGGAGGGAAAGAUGAACAGGCUUCUGGACUUCACACAGCUGGUUGACAUGGCAUCCGAGUCUGUGGGGGGCAGGAUUUUGUUCGCGACGGAUGACUUUUUUGCCCCUGCGGAGAACCUCUUGAAGAGUGACAGCCCGAGCUUUAACGAGCAUGAAUACACUGAGUUUGGGAAGUGGAUGGACGGGUGGGAGACCAGAAGGAAAAGGAUUCCAGGUCACGACUGGUGUGUCAUCAAGCUCGGGAUACAGGGCGUCAUCCAGGGCUUUGACGUGGACAUCUCUCACUUCUCGGGAAGCCACGCCCCCCGGAUGUCGAUUCAAGCAGCAAACGUGGAAGACAGCAAACUGCCGGAAAUCCCACCCCGAGGUGUCAGGACAGGGAUGGCGGCCACAGUGGAUGAGUGCGAGGCCAUCGCCAAGCUGAAGUCGGAAGACUGGGUUUACCUGGUUCCUAUGACAGAGCUCAAGCUGGGGAGCCCCGCCUCCAGCCACAACUAUUUCCUGGUCAGUUCCCAGCACAGGUGGACCCUCGUGAGACUCAACAUCUUCCCAGAUGGUGGUGUAGCCCGUUUUAGAGUCUAUGGUACUGGACAGAGGGACUGGAUCGCCACAGACACCACCGAUCCUGUGGACCUGGUGACCAUCGCUUUUGGGGGUGUCUGUGUAGGAUUUAGUAAUGCACAUUUUGGGCAUCCAAACAAUAUGAUAGGUGUCGGCAGGCCCAGAUCCAUGGCAGAUGGCUGGGAAACGGCAAGAAGGCUGGACAGGCCCCCGGUGUUAGAAAAUGAUGAGAAAGGCCUGCUUCUGGUUCCGGGUUGCGAGUGGGCAGUUUUCCGAUUGGCACAUCCUGGAGUCAUAACUCAAAUUGAAAUCGAUACGAAAUACUUUAAAGGCAAUGCUCCUGACAGCUGCAAAGUGGAUGGGUGUAUCCUGACGAUGCAGGAGGAGGAGGACAUGGUGAAGAACAAGUGGGGUCUCCAGACCCACAAGUGGAAGGUGCUGCUUCCGAUGACCAAGCUGUCCCCCAACCAGAGCCACCUGCUGGACAGCCUGACCCCGGAGCUCCAGGACGUCAUCACGCACGCCAGGAUCACCAUCUUCCCGGACGGAGGCGUGGGCCGCCUGCGGCUCCGCGGCUUCCCCAGCUCCAUCUGCCUGCUGCGGCCCCGGGAGAAGCCCGCCAUGCGCUUCUCCGUGCGGCCCAGCUUCCGGGCCAACCUCUGA
Dipodomys ordii (Ord's kangaroo rat) is the source of this 1239-nucleotide messenger RNA. It is a transcript of the gene Allc, whose product is annotated as allantoicase. The record is from RefSeq and is a predicted model, not a curated record. Gene Ontology annotation, molecular function: allantoicase activity. The coding region runs from base 1 to 1239 and encodes 412 amino acids. The transcript has 11 exons. Gene Ontology annotation, biological process: allantoin catabolic process. NCBI's taxonomy places the organism in Eukaryota, Metazoa, Chordata, Mammalia, Rodentia, Heteromyidae.